Messenger RNA from Hepatospora eriocheir, 819 nucleotides. The record is from the annotation of a GenBank genome assembly. Lineage: Eukaryota; Fungi; Microsporidia; Hepatosporidae.
AUGUGUACUGAUAUAAAUGAUCAAGAUGUUGAUGAAAUUAUUGAAACUAAGAGAAUAUUAAAGAAACGAAAACCUAAAGAAGUUAAUGAUUAUACAACUAAACAGGAUUUAAAAAUUCAUGAAAAUAAAAGAGAUAAAAAUUUAGAAAGUAGUAAAAUUGAUCAAAGAAUAGAAAAAUCUACAGAAAUUUCAAAUAAUAAAAGUGAAGAUAAAACUGAUGUUAUUGAUAAGAAAGAGAUUGAACAUAUAAAGAAAGAGAUUAAAAACAUAAAACAAGAAAUUAAUAAGAAACUUGAUAAACCUGUUAAUGAUAAUAAAACUGAGAAACCAAAUAAUACUCAAAACACUAGUAACAGUGGAUUUAAUAAUGAUCAACAAUCACAAUCUUCUUUAUAUUUAAAAUCACAAGAAAAACCAACAAUUUAUAAAAUUGAUCCAAAUAAAGAAGUUAAAGAAAAUGAAAGAUUUAAAUUAAAGUUAAAAAAGGAUUUUAAGAUUGAUAAAAGAUUUGUUGAUAAUCCAACUAAAAAAUCAAUUAAAGUUGUUGAUGAUAAAGGUAAGAUUCGUAAUGUUGAAUAUAACUUAGAAAAUUUAAAACCUAUUUCAGUGUAUUAUGACUUUAAGUCACCUAAUUCUAGUGAAAAAUACAGAUUUUUUAAUAAAAAUUCACCUAACACUUAUAAUGAAGAUAUUAAAACUGGGAAGGUAUCUCAUAAAAAUCUGUUAAUUGAUAAUUAUCAAACACAUCAUCUACAUACUAAACCACAAAAACAUAAUUUUAAUUUUACAGGUGAUAGAAUUUAUCUAAUUCAAAAUUAA